AUGUCAAAAAUAGAAAAUAAACAAAAAGGGGAAAACCCUUACCUGGACUUACCUGGGCCACUUGCUGGCCUGGCUCUAUGCCGGCCCAGCCAGCUGGCCGCGCCAGUCGUCCCCCUCCUCGCGCCAGAUGGACAGGGCGCGUGGUCGCCGCACGCCGCGCGCAUGCGCGCCACGGCAGUUGCCUGCCUGCCCUCUCCUCUCUUCGACCUGGCCUCGCCAGAAGCGCCCAGCUCCCCCUGGCCUCACUCCCUCUCUCCUGUGCCUCUCCCCUCCCCUCUCUCGCUCUCUCCCGCGACGCCCGAACGCACCGGAAAGCGCCGCCGCACGCCGACGCGGCCACAGCCUCCCUCAUGCCUCGCCGUCGUGCCCACGCGCCCCGCCGCUAUGGGCUACGCCUCCUCGUCGAGACGCAUGGUGCCGGACGCGCUGCAUCGCCGCAAUCGUCGUCGUCUUCAACCUCAAGCACCUGAGAUCGCGUCGCCGCUCCGUCGACUCCAGAGCCUCCCCCGAGCCGCUGAGCACGCCCGACGAACCUCCGUGAGCUCUCCUCCGUUUCCGCUCCGUCCCCGCGGUCGAAUUCGCGUCGUAGCCGUGCUAGCCGACGUGCCCGCGAGCGCCUCGCCGCCGACCAUGUCACCGUCGUGGCCAGAGCCACCGCAGCUCGCCCCUGAGCACCUCACCGUGCUCCUGGUGCCACGAGGGUGCCGCAGAGCCCCUCGGGUGGCCUCCCCGUGCCCCGCAGCGCGCUCCCACUCGAAGCCGUACUCCGGCCGCCGCCCCGAGCUCCGCUCCGGCGAGCUCCGACCACCCCGCAGCCUCCCACCUGCUCCGCGUGUCCAGGCGCCGCUCGUAGCGCAAGUCCGGCGAGUUGCCGCCGCGGGUUUGGUCGACGCCGGCCAAAACUCCGGCGGGCUGACGUGGCAUUUCAAUUAG
Messenger RNA from Aegilops tauschii subsp. strangulata, 933 nucleotides. Lineage: Eukaryota; Viridiplantae; Streptophyta; Magnoliopsida; Poales; Poaceae. The record is from RefSeq and is a predicted model, not a curated record.